Molecule: messenger RNA, 309 nt
Organism: Dothidotthia symphoricarpi CBS 119687
Lineage: Eukaryota; Fungi; Ascomycota; Dothideomycetes; Pleosporales; Dothidotthiaceae
Product: POZ domain-containing protein
Exons: 4
Coding region: 1-309 (102 amino acids)
Biological process (GO): ubiquitin-dependent protein catabolic process
Cellular component (GO): elongin complex
Molecular function (GO): protein-macromolecule adaptor activity
Source: RefSeq, a predicted model, not a curated record
AUGACAGACAGCAUUACUACUGAAUACGUCACUCUCGUCUCGAACGAUGGCUACGAGUUCAAGAUCCUCCGCUCAGCGGCAUGCAUCGCAGGGACGAUCAAGAAGGCGCUAGAUCCUAUGUCUGGCUUCCGAGAAAAUACACAGAAUCGCGUCGAUCUGCCCACAAUAAAUGGCGUCGUUCUCGAGAAAGUCUGCGAAUACCUCUACUAUAACCAGAAGCAUGCAGAGAGCAAGGACGUCUCGGACAUGGAUAUACCACCUGAGCUGUGCUUGGAGCUACUCAUUGCAGCAGAUUACCUAGACGUAUGA